Molecule: messenger RNA, 2879 nt
Organism: Amphimedon queenslandica
Lineage: Eukaryota; Metazoa; Porifera; Demospongiae; Haplosclerida; Niphatidae
Exons: 12
Coding region: 22-2769 (915 amino acids)
Source: RefSeq, a predicted model, not a curated record
CGUGCUCAGAGUCAGUGCUGCAUGAAAGUAGAUCUAAUGGCUGAAUCCUUCAAAAGGUUUUUAAAUCGUAAACCAGACCUGAAGGAGUUAUCUGACCAGGUAACUACCAAUAAAUGGUUUCUCCUGGGAGUCCAACUGGAAUGUGACACUUCGAAGUUAAAUGAAAUCGCAGAAAUUGACGAAAGUGAAGAAUAUAAGACUGUGCAGAUGUUUCAGCUCUGGCUGAACUUGCUGAAGACCAAAAGUAUUGCAAGCAGGCGAAUUUUGCUGGAUGGUCUAAGAAAAAGGGUUGUUAAUGAGAUUUUAGUGGCUAAUAAUUAUGAAAAAUAUUUAAAGGAACUCCAUGAUAGAUCUGCCUACUGCAGUACACCAUCAGACGAGGCAUAUUAUAUUCUGCAACAGCAUAUGAAAGCGUUAAAUGAUGUUCUUAUUUCUCCUGUAAAUGUUUCUCAAAUGUUAUAUAGCAAGAGAUGCAUAGACGAAGCCAUUUUAGACGAAAUAGAAGUAGAAAACAGAUCUUUUGAUGACAAAAAGACCCAUCUCUUGAUUGCUAUUCAAGGAGUAGUGCGAAAUAACUAUAAAAAGCUUAAAGAUAUUGCUACAGUGUUGUCUGAAAUUGAUGAGACACAAGAGAUAGCCCAUCAAUUGAUACAAGAAUACAAUCAUAGAGUGGCCAGUGAAGAAUGCCUAGAACUGAUGCGUCAGGAAGUAAUUGGCCAUAAAAAUCCUGCUGUUGACAUCUUAAGGACAUACUAUAGCUCUCUCUCACAGUCAAUUUUAGAGCCUGCACAUAUUGCUAAUAUACUUCACAAAGAAGAUGUCUUUUCUGAUGGUAUUGUUAGCAGUGUAGAAUCUGAAAUUGGUUCUUUGUCAGACCGUAGAGCUGUUUUACUUAGAGCUUUACGAAAAGUUGUCCAGUCGAACUAUGCAAUCUUGGAAAUACUUGUCACUGUGCUGCGAAAAUUCCCUGAAACUGCUCAAAUUGGUGACAGAAUUUUUGAAGAAUACAUGCAUCACUUUGGCAACUUCAAUGCUGUUGAGGAAAUCGAUUUAUUUUUGAUGGAAAAAGGACAGUCUAUUGGAGGACCCACUUCUGAUAACGAAAAAGAAAUGUGUAAACAUGGUUACAAAAUCAUUUUCCCACGUGGAAUGAAGCAAGAAUUUAGAGACAUAAGAGUUAAAUUUGCAACAAGCUUUCACGAAAUUAGAAUUAUCUUUUCCAAAAAGAAGAUAAACAUCAAUGAUGUCAAGGUCUUCAUUGCUGACUUUCGUUCUGACCUAACGUCACAAUUGCAGCACAAGAAAACAAAGAAUGACAUACUUGAAGUUAUCAAGAGAAACUGUACCAUUGUUGAUGUACACUGCUUGGAGGUAAUAAUGACUCAUUUUAAGGUAAAUGAAGCAUUGACCAUUAUCAGAUCAUACAAAGAAUUAGCUACAGAAUUUUGUAAAACAGUAGCACUUCGCCUUUGUCUAGAAGAAAAUUUAAAAGUUACUCCAAGCCCACCUUAUCUCAUGUAUGAAACUAUCACCUUUGUCUUGAAUUGGAAGCCUGAUACACAAACACUUCAAGAUAUCAGAGAUGUUCUUGAAGAUCUAGAUCCUUUGAAUAACUAUCAUAUUCUGAUAGAGCAAUUUGGAACUGGUCAAUCUGUUUUUUUCAGCUGCUAUUGCCCUGGUAGUUACAUGAUUUUGUUUGUAAUUACAGUUUUUAAGAAGAUUAAAAUUCUUCAAAAAAGAGGGUUAAAAGAGUUUAAAGUUGGAAAUUGUACUGUAUGGAGUACUGUUAAAAAGGUGGAAUCCGAGGCCUCAACUAAAGCAUUAGAUGUUACUACAUAUCCACAAAAAGACUUGGAAGAUGAUAAGCACAUGCUAUCUGAAUUAAAGCAGCAACAACUGGUAAAAGAAAAUGAUCAUGAGCAAGAGAAGAAACAGUUAUACUCAUCCACAGCUACCCUUGAUGAGCUGAAUGCAAAGCUAGAGAUACAGUCUACAAUAAGUAAACGCAAAGGACAAGAAAUUGAUGAUUUGAAAAUUUUGAUUAAAAAAAAGAACAAUAGAAUCACUUUUCUUGAAGGAGAAUUAGAGACGCUUCAGAAAUUGUUAAGUGAAAAACAAACUGAUUAUAAAGAAACAGCAAAAAAUGCUGCAGUGGCUUUUGAUGAAGAUAUGACUGGAAAAGUAGACUGGAGUGGUGAUGAAGUUAAAUUAAAUAAUCCUUCUCUCAUACAGUGUCAAGAGGUUAUAUCUCAAUUGACAGACAAUCAUCAAAAUUUUCGUCUUGAGAGGCCAAAAGUUGAUGCCAUUCAAUAUCUCGUGCCACUAGUGUUACAAAAGAGCACUAUAAAACGUUUUAGCAUAUCAUAUACUCAACUGACACCAGAUCUAAUUCACUCAAUUUCUUCUAAUCACAUGUCAACCAACACAUCUCUUAAACGGCUAGCUUUACUAAGUGGAGCAAUCGAUGAUAUUGGAGUCAUUUUGCUUACACAAUCACUGAAGUAUAACAAAACGCUCACUUCAUUAUCUCUGUACAAUAACCCACAGAUAACUUCAGCCAGUGCUACAUCAUUAGCUGACCUUAUUCAUACUAAUCACACUCUUACUGAGCUCUCAGUUAGCCGAAGUUCACUAGAUUCUAAUGGAGUACUGCUUAUACUGAAUGCACUUCUAACCAAUAAAACACUAACAAGAUUAGAAAUAGACAACAGGCAUGAGAAUGCUUGUUCUGCAUUUUCUUCUGUUAAGCAUAUAAUAACAUUUUAUUAAUUCUUACUUUAUCUAAAUUUUAUUUAUCAUUUGAUUUUACAUUGUUCAAAUAUAAAAUAAUAUUAAUAUUAUAUUUGAUAUAAAUUUUACUUGAUUAUACAACUGCAAAA